Molecule: messenger RNA, 1183 nt
Organism: Rubroshorea leprosula
Lineage: Eukaryota; Viridiplantae; Streptophyta; Magnoliopsida; Malvales; Dipterocarpaceae
Source: the annotation of a GenBank genome assembly
CUUCUCGCCAAAUUCGAUUCGAUCUCACCGACUGCAUCAAGGAUUAUUCCGAGGAAGAAGAAGGCGAAUUAAGAGGAAGAGAAAAUGUCUUCGCUUGCAGCAGCUAGAGCGGACAAUUUUUACUACCCUCCAGAAUGGGACCCGAGUCAGGGCUCUUUGAACAAGUUUCAUGGGCAACAUGCUCUGAGAGAGAGAGCAAGGAAAAUAGAUCAAGGCAUUUUGAUUAUAAGGUUCGAAAUGCCUUUCCAUAUAUGGUGUGGUGGAUGCAAUUCUAUGAUUGCAAAGGGUGUUCGCUUUAAUGCUGAAAAAAAGCAAGUGGGAAAUUAUUAUUCUACAAAGAUAUGGAGCUUUACCAUGAAAUCUCCAUGCUGCAAACAAGAGAUUGUUAUUCAGACAGAUCCAAAGAAUUGUGAGUAUGUGAUUAUUAGUGGUGCUCAGAAGAAAGUUGAAGAGUUUGAUGUGGAGGAUGCAGAGACAUUGGAACUCCCUGCAGAUGAAGAAAGAGGUAAACUCGCAGAUCCAUUUUACCGUCUUGAACACCAGGAAGAGGAUUUGCAGAAGAAGAAAGAGGCUGAACCAGUACUAGUGCGCCUCCAGCGAGUGUCUGAUGCCAGACAUUCAGAUGACUAUGCCCUCAACAAGGCACUUCGUGCCAAGCUUAGAGGUCAAAAGAAGAGGGUUGCUGAAGAGGAAGCUGGUUGCAGAAAGAUGGGCCUUGGCAUUCGACUCCUUCCUGCAACUGAAGAAGAUGCUGCUGCUGCAUCACAUGUUAAGUUCUCUUCCAAAUUUGACAGAAACAGGAAAGACAAGCGAGCCAUGAUUAAAUCUGCUUCAAUUUUUUCUGAUGCGACUGGGUCUUCCAUGUCAAAUAAGAAACGAUUGGAGCUAGAAUCCAAGAGAAGGAAAAUCCGUGCAGCUGCAGCAUCCAACUUGCUGGCAGGUGGGUUCAAGCCAUCAUCAUGGUCACAAAGUACUGCAUCUAAGGGUGCUUCUGUUGCAGCAAGAAAGAUUUAGGGUGUCUAAGGAGGAUGUAUUACGGUUCCAUUUAUGUGAAGCAUAUCAUAAAUGUCUGUAACUACUGCUUGGUUUCUUCCUUCCCUAUCCCUCUUGUGAUCACACGAGAUUUUGUAAAACUAAAUGAAAUGCAUGGCUGCCAUGUCUGGAAUAUAUGUGGACAAUGCUA